AUGGAGAACCAGUCGAACAGGGUCCAUCGACCCUCGAAGGAGAAAAAGAAGCAUGAUGGCCCGAAUCCAAAAGCCUUCGCAUUUUCGAACCCUGGAAAAGGAAAUAAAGCUGGCGCGCGGUCGCAUGAUAUUAAAGAAAAGAGGCUUCAUGUGCCGCUCGUGGAUCGUGUGCCUGAAGAGGCACCUCCCUUGUUGUUGCCAUUGUUGGACCACCAGGUAGGAAAAACGACUCUCGUUAAAUCCUUGAUCCGUCGCUACACGAAACAAACCCUCAGCACCCCUAAAGGACCCUUGACUGUAGUGACAUCCAAACGGCGCCGACUUACUUUCCUCGAAUGCCCCUCCGACUCCCUUGCCAGUAUGGUCGAUGUCGCGAAAAUCGCCGACAUUGUGCUUCUGAUGAUCGACGGCAACUAUGGAUUCGAGAUGGAGACUAUGGAGUUCCUGAACGUCUUGUCUUCCAGUGGUAUGCCAGGAAAUGUGUUCGGUAUCUUGACCCAUUUGGACCUUUUCAAAAAACAGAGCACCCUUCGAAUGGCGAAGAAGCGCUUGAAGCAUCGCUUUUGGAGCGAGCUUUACAAUGGUGCUAAGCUCUUCUACCUUUCUGGUGUCGUCAACGGCCGGUAUCCCGAUCGCGAAAUACACAACCUCUCCCGUUUCCUGUCGGUCAUGAAAAACCCUAGACCGUUGGUAUGGCGCAAUUCACACCCUUAUGCGCUUGCAGAUCGCUUUCUGGAUAUUACACCACCCACUCAGAUCGAAGAGAAUCCGAAGUGCGACCGAACAGUAGCUCUCUACGGUUAUCUACGAGUCACUUCCAGACCCAUGCCCCACCCCCUUUAUGGAUCAACAAAUGGCGAAAGCUCGGGCAAGGCAAGCAAACGCAGGCUGGGGGAAAAGCAAAAGUUACUAUUCGCCCCUAUGUCUGAUGUUGGCGGUGUUUUGGUUGAUAAAGAUGCUGUGUAUAUUGACGUCAAGACUUCGAAUUUUAACAAAGGUGAUGAUGAGUCUGAGGAUGAAGACCGUGGCCUUGGUGAACAGCUCGUUGUUGGUCUUCAAGGUGAACGUAAACUCCUUGGUGAAGCCGAUGGAGGUGUCCGCCUGUUCCGAGGUGGCGAGGCUAUAGAGAAGGCGGACGAUGAGGAUGAGGGUGCAGGAAGGAAACACAGGAGACAUGCGAGGUUUAUGGAUGGAGAAGGAGGUCAGGCAGAGGAAGAUGAAGGUUUCGACAGCGCCGAUGAUGACGAUGAGGAGGAACUGGAAGGCGACAGUGAUGAAGAGAACAUUGACGUGUCCGCACCUCCCGACUUUGAAGCAAGCUUUAGGGAGAAACAGGAGGGCAAAAGCCGCCAUGACGAAGGUGACAUCGCAUUCGCCGACAGUGAUUCUGAUCUCGGAUCCAUUUCGUCAGUUGAAGACCAGGAACUGGAAAGCGACGACGAAGAAGACCUUGAUGAAGAGGAUGAGGAUGAGGAUGGCGCUGUUCGGUGGAAAGAGAGAAUGCUCGACAACGCCAAAGCGCUCCAUGCCAAAAGACCAAAGUAUCGUGUCGCUGACCUGUCUCGCAUGAUGUACGACGAAUCUAUCACUCCUCUUGACGUGAUUCGGAGAUGGUCCGGCAAGGAUGAAGAGGAGGAUGCUGAUGAGGAGAUCGAAGAAGAUGCGGACGAUUUCUUCAAGAAGACCAACAAUGAGAAGGAAGAGCAGUCGGAAUAUCGUGCCAUCCCCGAGUUCGACUAUGAAGAGUUAGAGCGGAAGUGGCGGGAUGAAGAGAUGAUUGAAUCUCUACGGAGCCGAUUCGCCACUGCUAGGCUGUCUGGCAAUGAUGAUGACGAUGGUUCGGAUGUUGAUGAUGCCUUCGAUGAGGAUGAUGAAGGAGAUGGAGAUUUCGAGGACCUGGAGACUGGUGAGGUGUUCAAUGGCAUCUCGGACGAGAAGGAGGAGCAGGAUGAGGGUUCAGGCGACGAGGGAUCCGUAGAUCUCGAAGCAGAGCGCGAACGAAACGCCAAGAAGAAGGAGGAGCUGAGGUUGCGCUUUGAAGAAGAAGACCGUGAGGGAUUCGCCAACUCCAAGGAUAACUCACGACAGGACGGUGGAGGCGAUGAAGAGUUCGGUGAAGAUGAAUGGUACGAUGCACAGAAAGCGAAGCUGCAGAAGCAGCUAGACAUCAACCGGGCCGAAUUUGAUACUUUGGAUCCAGCCUCAAGGGCUAGAGCUGAAGGUUUCAAGGCUGGAACCUAUGCCCGUAUUGUUCUGGAAAAUGUACCUUGCGAAUUUGCGACCAAAUUCAAUCCUCGCUUCCCCGUCAUUGUCGGUGGAUUGGCACCCACUGAAGACCGAUUUGGAUAUGUGCAGAUUCGGAUCAAGAGACACCGUUGGCACAAGAAGAUUUUGAAGAGUAACGAUCCCUUGAUCUUCUCUCUCGGGUGGCGUCGCUUCCAGACCCUACCAAUGUACAGCACAUCCGACAACCGGACGCGUAACCGCAUGCUUAAAUACACGCCAGAACACAUGCACUGCUUUGGCACCUUCUAUGGGCCACUCGUUGCACCAAACACUGGUUUCUGUUGCGUGCAAUCUUUCUCCAACAAGGCCCCAGGUUUCCGAAUUGCGGCAACCGGAGUAGUGCUGAGCGUGGAUGAACAUACGGAUAUUGUGAAGAAGCUCAAGUUGACUGGUACACCUUACAAGAUUUUCAAAAAUACCGCCUUCAUCAAGGAUAUGUUUAACUCUUCCCUUGAAAUUGCCAAGUUUGAGGGUACCGCGAUUCGAACCGUAUCUGGCAUUCGAGGUCAAGUCAAGAGAGCUUUGAGCAAGCCCGAAGGUUGCUUCCGUGCGACAUUCGAAGAUAAGAUUCUUAUGAGUGACAUUGUCUUCUUACGCGCAUGGUAUCCUAUCAAACCGCAUCGAUUCUACAACCCGGUAACAAAUUUGCUUGACCUGGAAGAAGACAGUGCAGGCGAUAGUGGGUGGCAGGGAAUGCGUCUCACCGGCGAAGUCCGCCGUGAGAAGGGUAUCCCAACGCCCCUGCAGAAGGACUCUGCCUAUCGUCCCGUUGAACGGCAGGAGCGCCAUUUCAAUCCUCUCCGCGUCCCACGACAACUGGCUAAGGAGCUUCCGUUCAAGUCCCAGAUCACCAAGAUGAAAUCGCGCAAAGACCAGACAUAUAUGCAAAAGCGAGCUGUCGUCCUUGGAGGAGAGGAAAAGAAGGCACGAGACCUUAUGCAAAAGCUGACCACCAUGCGGAACGACAAGCAAGCUCGACGUGCAGCGAAGCAGGAGGAGCGGAGACAGGUCUAUCGCGCCAAGGUCGCCGACAGUUUGGAGAAGAAGGAAGCCCGGGAGAAACGGGAGCGCGACGAUUACUGGCGGCGAGAGGGCAAGAAACGAAAGAAUACAGACGAAGAUGGAGGAGGUGGAGGCAAAAAACGCAAGUGA
Messenger RNA from Aspergillus nomiae NRRL 13137, 3438 nucleotides. Its product is annotated as GTPase BMS1. Gene Ontology annotation, biological process: endonucleolytic cleavage of tricistronic rRNA transcript (SSU-rRNA, 5.8S rRNA, LSU-rRNA); maturation of SSU-rRNA from tricistronic rRNA transcript (SSU-rRNA, 5.8S rRNA, LSU-rRNA); ribosome biogenesis. The transcript has 5 exons. Lineage: Eukaryota; Fungi; Ascomycota; Eurotiomycetes; Eurotiales; Aspergillaceae. The record is from RefSeq and is a predicted model, not a curated record. Bases 1 to 3438 code for a protein of 1145 amino acids. Gene Ontology annotation, cellular component: nucleus; 90S preribosome. Gene Ontology annotation, molecular function: GTPase activity; GTP binding; U3 snoRNA binding.